Pisolithus orientalis is the source of this 1056-nucleotide messenger RNA. RefSeq names its product 3-oxo-5-alpha-steroid 4-dehydrogenase-domain-containing protein. Bases 41 to 1048 code for a protein of 335 amino acids. Gene Ontology annotation, molecular function: oxidoreductase activity, acting on the CH-CH group of donors. The record is from RefSeq and is a predicted model, not a curated record. Lineage: Eukaryota; Fungi; Basidiomycota; Agaricomycetes; Boletales; Pisolithaceae. Gene Ontology annotation, biological process: very long-chain fatty acid biosynthetic process. The transcript has 8 exons.
CAACGUCUUAAACACUCACCACGACCACCGUUGCACCACAAUGGUCUCGGUAAUCGUAGUUCCAGCAGGGAAAGCGCCCUCCAUUGCUUGUCAACUACCCUACACUGUCGAGCUUCCUGGAAAACAAGUAGAAGACACGACUAUUGGGGACAUCAAGGUAGCCCUUGCUGGACGGUUCCCUAAGUUUUAUCCAGCGCGGCAAAAGAUUGCACUGAAGGGCAAUAAGAACGCCCUGCAGGACGAAGUCAAACUGAUUGAUGCUGGCGUGACUGAUGGCGGUGAAGUAUCGGUGAAGGACCUUGGUCACCAAAUUAGUUGGAAGACCGUGUUUCUCGUUGAAUACGGAGGUCCGCUUGUGAUUCACCCACUCCUCUACCACUUUCCAAAGGUAUUUUGGGGUGGACCGGUUUAUCAUAGUACGCUGCAGCGAUUUGUCUACGCGCUCGUGAUGAUCCAUUUCAUGAAACGAGAGCUGGAAACGUUGUUCGUUCAUAGGUUCUCGCACGGUACCAUGCCUUUAAUGAACAUUUUCAAGAAUUCCGCCCACUACCAUUUGCUGAGCGGGCUGGCGUUGGCGCUCUCUGUCUACAGUCCGAAUUUUGGGGCCACAUCCCCAUAUAUCCGCGGGACUGUCCGAGACGAUCCAACAUUCAUCUGGGCAUGCACAGCCGUUUGGAUUUUUGCCGAGGUGUCUAACUUGAUAACUCAUAUCAAUCUUCGCCAUCUUCGUCCGGAGGGAACCCGCAAGCGGGCCAUCCCGUUCGGCUAUGGUUUCUCGCUCGUUUCGUUCCCGAAUUACUUCUUUGAAAGCAUUUCUUGGCUCACCAUUGCUGUGAUGACGGGAAGUUUCACUGGUAGGUUGAUGAUAGUCAUCUGUUUGGUCGCGUCUUUUACAUUUAACGUACAGCUUGGAUAUUCCUUGUGGUUUCCACCGGACAGAUGUAUAUCUGGGCAGCAAAGAAACACCGUGCGUACAAGAAAGAAUUUGGAAACGCGUAUCCGAAGAGGAGGAAGGCCAUGUUCCCCUUUAUUGCGUAGAUACGCUUAGUUGCUUUU